UAAUCUCAGGAGAUCUGGAUCCUAUGUAAGUGUAGCAGGCAGAGCGGUGUUGGAACGAGGAGUCCACAGAAUUGAAAACCCACCACCACCACUCUCUUUCUCUUCUCCCCCAUCUCGCAGCAGAGCACGGUACUGUUCGCCCGAUAACUUGAUCUCUCCUCCCCGACCCGUCGAUCUUUGCAUGGCAGCAGCUAACUCCAGGGGGCGGGUGAUCGCUGGAAACUUCGUCGCCCGCGUCCUGGCCGGCAAGGCCGCCUCCCCGAGGAGGGCCGUGCACGCCUCAGCCUACGACAAGAACCUGGAGGACCAGGUGCGCCCGUCCGUCGUGCCGGACGAUGUGAUCGGCAGCGCCGGGAACCCCGACAAGUACUGGGGGCCCCACCCGAAGACCGGCGUGUUCGGCCCCGCGGUGGUGGACGCCAAGCUGGCCGCCGGCGCGCCGGACGCCGGCGCGAGUGGUGGAGGCUCGGUGCUGGAUCAGAAGGUGUGGUACCGCCCGCUGGAGGACGUCGAGAAGCCCCCUGUCGCCUGAGACGGGCGGGGCCGGCAGCACACUACUGCGAAGACGAGCCUAGCACUGCAACACCUACCACUGUUAAGCUGGGGCUCCUUGCUUACUACCGGUAGUGUGGCUGUGCUAAUACUAUUAGCAUGAAAUCAGACAUGGCGCGCAUCAGAACUGGUAAUAGUGUUAGUAGUAACGUGAUGCUCGUGUCUGAAAUAAGAGCAAGCAACGGACGUGUGCCCGUGUUGCUUGUGGCUGUGAUGCAAUUGUGUCCUAAUCAGUAUCGUAAGUACUUUGUCA
Phragmites australis (common reed) is the source of this 805-nucleotide messenger RNA. RefSeq names its product late embryogenesis abundant protein At5g17165-like. The transcript has 2 exons. Bases 182 to 532 code for a protein of 116 amino acids. The record is from RefSeq and is a predicted model, not a curated record. Lineage: Eukaryota; Viridiplantae; Streptophyta; Magnoliopsida; Poales; Poaceae.